AUGUACGAAGGGAUUGACAACUUGAAAUCCCUUUACGACCGUGCCGGGAAGACUUUCUCCGGCGGUCCUUCUGCGGCACAGGAUGUGCCGCGUCGUACUGCUCAACCAGACCCAGUACGUCGAUCAUCAGUUGGGAGCGGGGCUCCCAAGAAUCCCAGGACGGGGGAUAGCCGUGCCACCGAUCGAGAUAACUCGUCCGACGUCCGUUCACGUCGCGGUGGUUCAACAGCUGCUCAACUAGAUAGCGCUGGCCACCGCGAGAGUCCUCUAAUGGAGGUGGAGGAGGAGUAA
This is a messenger RNA of Peronospora matthiolae, 291 nucleotides long. The record is from the annotation of a GenBank genome assembly. NCBI's taxonomy places the organism in Eukaryota, Oomycota, Peronosporomycetes, Peronosporales, Peronosporaceae.